Molecule: messenger RNA, 2532 nt
Organism: Brassica oleracea var. oleracea
Lineage: Eukaryota; Viridiplantae; Streptophyta; Magnoliopsida; Brassicales; Brassicaceae
Exons: 9
Coding region: 305-2356 (683 amino acids)
Molecular function (GO): ATP hydrolysis activity
Source: RefSeq, a predicted model, not a curated record
UUGUCUUGCUCAAUUACAGAUGCAGCUUCCAUGAAGAGAUGCUUUGAUCCUUUGGAAUCUUCCACUAUUCUCAGUCUUCACGCAUCGUAUUAUUUGAAAAAACGAGAAGAGAAAACUAAACAGUUAACCGCAAACGUCGUCGUUCUCGUUUAGCUUUUUCUCCUUUUAGUAAGCUCCGUUCCCUGCUUUCAGAAACACAUACACCAAACACCAGUCGCGAAUCUCAAAACCAAAAGCGAAUCUUUUACUUCUUAGUUUCAUUAUUUUAAUCAAAAGUAAAAAAAAAAAUUAAAAACAGAUUGUGAUGAGGGCGUUGAAUUCACGGCUAGUUCUGAUCGACAUCAACAGCUCAUGGCAAGCAUCGCGACGGUUGAUCUCAGCCACAGCAACCGCUCUCUCAUCCGACUCCUCCUCCUCAUUCCGUCGAACACGUGGCGCGCGUCAGAGGAUCGCAUCGUCGAAGUCUCCAUCUCCAUCUCCGGCGUCUCCAGUGCGGAGGCCGUCUGAUGGAUUCAAUUUCAACGUUCAGCUACCUUCAGCUGACUCAGAAAGCUCCUCAUCUCGGAAGACGCCGCCGUCGCCUCCUCCUUCGGUGGAGCUUGACGCUUUCCUCGAGAUCUUUCCUCCGGCGACGAGGAAAGAGCUCGUCAAGCACGAGGCGAUCGGGGAAUUGAUAGAGGUGGUGAUGGAUUUAGGGAGAAAGCCACUCGCUCGAUUCCCUUCCGGCGAUUGGGUGAUCUCAGAGAUGCCUGUCACACAGCAAGAUCUGAAGCUUGCCGUAUCAAAGGUUGGUGAUUUCUCGGAUGAUAACCGUUCGGGGAUUAACAGAUCGUUGCAUCGUAUAAGCGCUAUACGUAACCGGAAACUGCAAAUCAUUGGUCUAACAUGUAGAGUGGGUCGAGCUGUGUCUGGAAGUGCAGAGAUUAUAAGAGACUUGAUAGAGGGAGGAGGAUCAAUCUUGGUCAUUGGUUCUCCUGGAGUUGGCAAAACAACUUUAAUCAGAGAGAUCGCACGGAUGUUAGCUGAUGAGCACAGGAAACGUGUGGUGAUUGUCGACACAUCCAAUGAGAUUGGUGGUGACGGUGACGUUCCUCAUUCUGGAAUAGGCCGUGCUAGGCGGAUGCAAGUUCCUAAUGUGAAUUUGCAGCACGAUGUUAUGAUUGAGGCGGUUGAGAAUCACAUGCCUGAGACCAUCAUCAUAGAUGAGAUAGGAACAGAGCUUGAGGCAUUAGCUGCUAGCACUAUUGCUCAGCGAGGAGUCCAGCUUGUUGCAACUGCUCAUGGGAUGACUAUUGACAACAUUAUCAAGAAUCCUUCUUUGCAGAUCCUUAUUGGUGGUAUUGAGAGUGUGACUCUUGGUGAUGAAGAAGCAAGGAAACGAAAAGUGCAGAAGACAAUUCUCGAAAGAAAAGGACCACCAACGUUUACUUGUGCUGUAGAGAUGAUUUCGAGAACCGAGUGCCGUGUUCAUCAAAGGCUAGAUGUCACUGUUGAUGCUAUACUAGCUGGGAAGUCCGCUCCAUGUGAGAUCCGUCAAAUCCGUGGCGAAGACGAUUCUCCUCAUAAGCUAGUGACUCCCAUUCCUCUGGAGAGCCUUGAAGUGGAGCCUGCACCGUUGCUCAACAUAGAUUUUGCAAGUGAAGUGCUCUCUGACGACGAAGAGGAAGAUUUUCUUCCCACUCGGUAUAAGAAGGCUAGCAGAAACAUAUCCGUGAGCCAAAGAAGUUCACCUGUUCAUGUUUAUACUUACAAUGUCGCUGAAGCCGAUCUCCUUCAAGUAGCCGAAGUGAUGGGACUAGAAGACGACAUAGAAGUGACAGAUGACGUUGGAGAAGCAGAUGUCAUUCUAGCCUCAAGUUCCGAAUUGAAACAGAAUCCCUCGAUCCGCCGUGUUGCCAAAUUACACAAGCUGCCAAUAUUUGUCAUCAAGUCAACUACAAUGGCUCAGAUGGUCAAGGCAGUCCGAAUGAUCCUUGGGAGAGAAUCGUUUGGCUCAGCCCCCAUAACCGUAAAGAAGUCUUCUGUUGAUGAUAUAGAGAUCAACGAUGAUACUCCAGAGAGCAACCCCAGUUUAGAAGAACUUGAUGCCCUCGAGGAGGUCCGUCUAGCAAUAGAAUACAUUGUCAUCCCAGGAGGUGAACCGGUGGAGCUUCUUCCUAGACGGUCAGACAUAAUAGUCCGACAGCUAGAGCUGGUAGAGAGUUAUCAACUCGCGGUGGAGAAUCUCGGCACUCACCUUAACCCUCGUCUUCAGAUACUUCCUCGAAGAUCCACCAAAAAAAUGUUGUCUCCAAAGAAAGCAGGAGAUGAUAGCAUGGGAAAUACAGUGACUCGUCUUCCUUUCCUCAAGGAUUGACAUCUCUGACUCAGUACAUGUAUCAUAUAUACAUUGGAGACAUGCUUGAACAUUGUACAUUCACUGUUUGCAAUGUAUGUUUGUACUCUUGUAUUUAUAAACCGAAUUGAUUCGUGAAUUACUACAGAAUAGCUUUUUGUUUGUUUUCAAAAUCAAGCAGAAUAUUCUUUUCAUUA